GUUAAUGAGGGGAUAAAAGGGACUUCAAGAAGUUCAGGUCUAAGUGAAACUCAACCAAAUGCAAGGAAGGCAGCACAAACCUCCACUUCACAACCAAACACCUCAAGAAGUGAAGAUGGACUGGAAGAUGAAGUUAUGGAUUAUGAGGCUUCUGACUCUUCAGGGGAUGUGGGAGAUGAAGAUGGUGAGGACUUAGAGGUCCCACUUUUUGGAUUAGAUCAAGAUACAAGUGAUGAGAAAUUAGAGUGUCAAGAAUAAGAGUGAAUGGCUGGAACUCCAAGAUUAUGCAGAUAGCCAAACAACUGCAAAAAGAAGCAGGUCAAGGAAAGUUAGGUGAUUCACCCCCCCAUACACAGUACAGGAGGAAGAAGAUGCACCUCACACCCAAUGUGUGAGGAAGAAGAUGCACCUCACACCCAAUGUGUGAGUGACUAUGAAGAAUCAGGUGAUGAUAUUCACACACCUCCUGGGAGUGAUGGAGAUGACAAUCUAUCAAUAACAAAGAAAGAUAAAAUUCCUUUGGUGGAAGCAAAUAUUGACUUCAAGUUGCUGAAAUGGAAGGUUGGAAUUUGAUUUGAAAAUAGGGAGAAGUUUAAAGAUGUUGUGGCCAGAUUUGCCAUUGCCCAAGGAAGAAAUUUCAAGAUCAAUGUAAGCCACAAAGACCGACAAUAAAGAAUAGGUGCAAGAUGUGUAGAAGGCUGUCCAUUUAGACUGUAUGCUAGUUGGGACAGUAGAUUAGCAUGCUUUGUUGUUAAAAGUGUAAUGGGAGAGCACACUUGCAACAGAAACAUGAAAAAGAAUAGACAAUUUAAGGCUCCCUGGGUAGCACUACAAUUUUUGGAAGUUUUCAAGUCUAGAUCUCACUGGCCUACAAAUCAUGGAAACCAUUAGGAGAGCUUACAAAGUGCUAGUGAAGAGAGACUUUGUGUAUAAGGUCAAGUAUCAUACCCAUAGAAAACUUCAUGGAAGUAUGACUGAACACUACAACAAACUUGGAAGGUACUUGGAAGCUCUUAGUCAAGCUAACCCCCACAACUACUUCAAGCUCUUCACAGACCCAAUAAUAAAGAGCUUCCCUCCUACAUUUCAGAGAUUCUUUGUGUGUUUCAAAGGGGUUAAAGAUGGAUGUUUCAUCAAAACAUUUUUAGGUGGGAUGUUAUUGUCUGCCAUUGGGAGAGACUCCAAUGAUCAAAUGUUUCCAGUACCCUGGGCAAUAGUGGAAGGGGAAAACAAUUCAAGUUGGGAAUGGUUCUUAGGUGAACUAAAAAAACUUAGAGUGUUGUUGAUGCUGACCUCACAUUCAUUUCAGAUGAACACCAGGCAGUCCAUUUUGAGGGGAGUGGCUAAAGAAUUCCCUUUAGCUGAGCAUAGGCAUUGUGACAGACAUGUAUUUUCACACUAGCAUAAAAAUCACAAGGGUGAUGAAAUGAAAAUGCUAUUCUGGAAAGUUGCAAAGGCAUACAAUGAAGUUGAUUUGGAGGAAGCUUUAGAAGAAAUGAAAAAUAUUACUCCGGCUGCAGUGAGUUCUUUUAGAUCACACAACCCAACUUGUUUUUGUAGAGCCUUUGUUAGGACAACCAGUAAAUGUGAUGUCAAUGUUAGUAAUAUGGCUGAAACACUUAAUGGUUACAUAAUACAUGCUAGAGCAAAGCACACUAUUUUCAUGCUUGAAGACAUAAGAGGUGCAUUAAUGCAAAGGCUAGUUGUGAAAAGGCAGCAGGUGGAAAAAACAAGUGGUAUGUUGUGUCCUAAAAUUAAGGCUAGGCUUGAGAAAGAAAAAGAUGAGGCUGCCAAUUGUACCCCUUUGCCAUCUAGUCAGAUUUUGUUCCAAGUGUGCCACAGACUAGACAGUUUAAUAGUUAAUUUAGAAGCUAGAACUUGCACUUGUAGGAAGUGUGACUUGAGUGGAAUACUAUGUUGUCAUGCCAUUUCAUGCAUUUUCUUCAUGAAUGACACACCUAAGAAUUAUGUGCAUACCUGCUACAUGUACUCAGGGGGUAUUGCACCCCUUACUGGAGACAGAAAUUGGCCUAAGGUUGAUAUGCCUUUAGACCCCCCACCUAUGAAGAUUGGUCCAGGUAGACCUAGGAAAAAUAGAAUGAAGUCACCCCAUGAAAACCCUAAGAAGCCUGGAAAGUUAGCAAAGCAUGAUGUUGAGAUGGCAUGUAGUGUGUGCAAGUCAAAAGAUCAUAACAAGAGAAAAUGCCCGGAUAAAAACAAGGCAGUUCAAGCUCAAGAAAAAAGAAACAUGUGCAGACCAAAGAAAGCUAUUCAGACUGAAGAACAAAAACAAAGCAAUGAUUAAUCUAAUGCAGAGCCUUCAAGAAUAGGGAGGGGAGGAAGACUUAUUCAAGCAAGAGGAAGUAACACAGGGGGUAGAGGCAGAGCACCUGGGGACAGAAGAGGGAAAGCUAAAGCAGUAAGAGGAAGAGGUAGGGGUCAGAUUCCUGUUGGAUUUGAUUCCUUAUUGAUGGAGAAGGAAACACUUGGACCAAUCCUCCAGAGAACCAAGGUGGUCCAAGUAAUUUAUCAGAUCCUUCAGUUGGUUCUUCAUUUGCUUAGCUUGCAGUCCAAAGUUGCAGUCCAAUGAGCUGAUUUUUAGUUAAAGACUAUGUGUAUUUUGAAGCUCUGUAUUUGGAAGAUUUUAAGUUUCAGACUUUUAGUUGUAGUCAAUACACCUCUGUAUUGACUGAAGUUUGUGUGUUUCUUAGUUUAAUUUGUUAAAUGACUUGAAGACUUGGUACUAUUUGGAGCAUUUCUUUUACUGUUGGUUA
Messenger RNA from Cuscuta epithymum, 2774 nucleotides. The record is from the annotation of a GenBank genome assembly. NCBI's taxonomy places the organism in Eukaryota, Viridiplantae, Streptophyta, Magnoliopsida, Solanales, Convolvulaceae.